This is a messenger RNA of Varanus komodoensis (Komodo dragon), 2140 nucleotides long. It is a transcript of the gene AMZ1, whose product is annotated as archaelysin family metallopeptidase 1. Gene Ontology annotation, molecular function: metallopeptidase activity. The transcript has 6 exons. The record is from RefSeq and is a predicted model, not a curated record. NCBI's taxonomy places the organism in Eukaryota, Metazoa, Chordata, Lepidosauria, Squamata, Varanidae. Gene Ontology annotation, biological process: proteolysis. The coding region runs from base 280 to 1980 and encodes 566 amino acids.
CCAAGGCUUUGGCGAAUGGGGCAGCAUAAAAAUGUUUUAAUAAAUAAAUAAAAAAUAAAUAAAGACUGGGGUCUCCAGCGGGUGCCCAGGGAUGGCUGCGGGUCCAUACGCACCACCCUGCUGUCCGCCCGUCUCCUUGCCGCUCUUGUUUGUUUAAAUAAUGCCCCCCCCGGCACCCUCCUGGGCCUUGGAUUCGGGCAAUUCCUUGCAUCCUCAGCACCUUGCCUUCUGGGGAACGGCUCGGUGCAUGCCAGGCCCACUGCGGUAGCCCUUGGACGGAUGGCGUGGCCACCGAUGACAUUUCCGAAAUCCCAAACAUGCACGGCGACCCAAGGGGGGGGAUCUCUGAGCGCGCAGAUCCCCCCGGCCAGUUUUCCCGACGGCCAGAGGUGGGGUUUGGAAGCUGACGGCCGCGUCGUCUGUUCGCAGAAGGCGGCACUGCAGAACCGGGGCCUGCCUUCAGCGAUGUUGCAGUGCAGGCAUGCUCAGGAGUUCAGCUUCGGGCCCCGGGCGCUGAAGGACGCGCUGAUCUCCACCAACCCGGCCCUGCAGGAGCUCUACGCCAAGGCCUUCUCCAGCGCUGAGAAGCUCUUCCUCUCGGAGGCCUACAACCCGCACCGGACGCUGUUCUGUGGCUUGUUCAUUCGCACCGCCUUCGACUGGCUCCUCAGCCACCCCGACGCCCCCGAGGACUUCGAGACCUUCUACCACUCCCUGCUGAGGAGGAAGCAGAAGUUUUGCCGCAAGCACAUCUAUCUUCAGCCCAUAGACCUAAGCGAAGGACCCGUGGGGAACUCGCUGCUGAAUUCCCUGCAGACCUGCGUCGAAUCUUUCUUCUGGGGCCUCCGUGUCAAGUGCCUUCCUUCUGUCCCGGUCGCCUCCAUCCACUGCUGUUACCGCCACAACCAGGAUUCGGACAGAGUACAGCUCCACACUGAUGGAAUCCUGACCUUUCUGAAGAACAACAAGCCAAUGGAUGCCCUCUGUGUCCUGGGCCUUACCUUGGCAGACCUCUACCCCUGUGAGACAUGGAGCUUCACCUUCGGCAAGUUCCUGCCAGGCCAAGAAGUGGGGGUCUGCAGCUUCGCCAGGUUUUCUGGCGACUUCUCCCAGGUCGGUUGUCCUACUCUAAACCCCUCUCCGUGGAGAGAAGAGGUGCACACCGAAGUCUUGCAGCAGGCCCGAAGCGAGGCGCUGCUGUUCAAUUUGCUGGAAAUGCUCCAGUGCUGCAAGGUCACAUGCCACGAGAUCUGCCAUCUGAUUGGCUUAGGAAACUGUCGCUGGCUUCAGUGCAUCAUGCAAGGUGCCUUGAGUUUGGAUGAGAUUCUGCUGCAGCCCCUGGAGCCCUGUCCGAUAUGUCUUCGGAAGCUGCAGUACGUCGUGGGCUUCAAGCUCAUUGAGCGCUACAGGAAACUCUACGCAUGGAUACAAACCAUUUCAUCCACCUGGCUCAGCCAAGAAGCAGGCGAUCUGUCUAUGUCUGAGGACAUUUUGCCACCCAGUGCAGACUCCGGCAUGGGCUGCGAGAACGACUCGGAGGCGGUGACGUCCCUCUCGGAGCCCCUGACCCCAGAAACCUGCAGCCAAGGCAUCUCCACGUUGCAGGACCUCGACUUUGAUGAACAGUCCUGUUCUCUGGCGGAUGCUGCCAGCCGGGAGCAGUUGGCCGGCGCUCCCAAGCCCUUGGACAUGAUUGAGGACUAUACGGUGUGGCUGCAGAUGUGCAUUGCAGCCCUAGAAAAGGAUGUCUCCGAGGAGGAGAUCCGGCAGGUGGACCAGGCAGUGGAUGCCCUGGCGCGGUGGGAAAUGUUCACAGGGCAGCUGCCUGGGCCCCGGAGAGACCUGCCUUUCACCCAUGACAGCCCGGGGCUCAGAAAAGUCCUGGGAGAUAAGUUCUCCUCCUUGAGAAGGAAACUCAGUUCCAGAAAGCUGGCGAGAGCAGAAUCUUCCCCACGUCGGUGGAAGUGGGAGGAGAGCUAGCCCAGCCAAGAAGCACCUGCUUCUAAAUAUUUUUCCAGUGGGUUAAAUGUGGGUUUUGUUUCUUCUUGUUAUGUUUCCUGUCUGUUUUGUUGCAAGCUCUCGGUGUUUGUCUGAGAAAGAACCAAGAACUCCCCAAGUGCAAUAAAAGGAGCGUCUUCUA